UUUUACCUUGAAGUGAUAACAGGAAGUGCUGCUGUAAAUGUUAUUAGUAUUUUAUAAAUUUACUGGAAUUAACGUUAGCUAGUUAUCGACAGCUUUGAAUGAACAUCCAUCAGCCUAAGCUACAUUCCUAAAUAAAGCGGACAGUGGCAUUUUUGGAAUUUCUUCGGGAUUUUACAUAGAUACGACAAGCUUCUGAUUAAAAUAUGUGUCAUUAUGUCGUUAUCUCCGUUUACCACAGCCAUAACUGUGGUUUCACUGAAGCUUAACCCUACCCCGACUUUCUUAGAGCACAACAGCGUUCUCUCCAUGAUGUGGAUGUGUGUUGCUCUUUUCCUGCUGUGGCCGAGGUCAGGAGGAUGCACAGAGAAGGCAAACACAUCAGACCUCAUUGAAUACACAGCUUCAGAUUUCUAUGAGAAAUUGCAUUCUGGGAAGAUGAUGUUUAUCUAUUUUGAAUGUAAAGUCUCUCCAACCAUCUCUCUCUUCUUGGUGGAGUUGGAGAAGUCUGCUGAAGCUCUGCAAGAUUAUGGGGUACUGGUUGGAAAGGUCAACUGUAAUAAAGAGCGGGUUCUCACAUACUGCACAGAUGAAAGGCUACUGCACACGGCUUUUUUGUUCAGGGGUGGUAAGGAGUUUUUGGGUUUGGAUUUGGACACCGUGUUUGACGUCAACUCCAUAGUCUCCGAAGUCCUGUUUGCCAUUCUGCAUGAAGAGGUCAAGUACAUCCGCACAGACACUGACCUCUUGGCUAUGGAGAAGGCAGCUAGAAGGAAGAAGGAUAUUGUGCUGGGUUACGUCCGCAGCCUGGGCACACAAGAGCACAGAUCGAUGAUGGAGACAGCAUAUGUGUAUGGAUCCAAAUACCAGUUCAUCCUCAUAACAGGAGGACCAGUGUUGAAACAGUUAGGUGUGAAUGAAUCAUCUCAUGCAUCUGGGGUGUGGUUCCUCCACUGUAGACUUCAGGGUAUGUCACACAUGACCCUGAUGACCUCUGAGCGCUGCCCUUUGACCCCCAUGAGGAAACCCCUUUCCACCCUCAGCCUUCACUCCUUCCUGCAGCUCAUGGAAGCUCCACUAGUGUCUGAAGUAUAUGAGGACCCCUCCACUGUCCAGCCCCCCCAGUUCCCCUACCAGCACACCCCCCAGGUCUUCCUAUUCUCUCGUCCCUCAACCGAGCACCUGGACCUGGACACGGCCACCACUCUGGCCUGGAGACUCCGUGGCCUUGCCCUGCUGCUGCUUGUUCACAGGCAGAGCUCUGCAGUGAAAACCCCUGAUGAAUAUAAUGUUGCCUACAGGCUGCCCGAGAUGAGCUUAGAGGUGAAGUAUUUGACAUUGCACAACCUUGAUGAGGUGUUGGAGCUCUUUACAAAUCAAGAGAAGGAUGAGGAGGGGGAAGAUGGGGAGCUGGAGGACGAGGAGGAGGAUUUACAUUUUGGCAGCCUGGAUGAUGAGAUUGCAGCAUCUGUCUAUGAAAACCGAGCCAACUCACUGGACUUGGACUCAAUUACCCAGCUGACUUCUGACAACUUCCAUACUGCAGUAACACAAAGCAGCCUGACAGUGGUGCUCUUCUACCUCAAAUGGGACGCUGUUUCAAUGGCUUUUCUCAGUUCCUUCACUGAAGUUGCAGAAAGACUUGCAGAGGCCGAGGUUGAUGAUGUCCAGAUGAGUGCAGUCAACUGUGGAGAGUGGACUGACCUCUGUGCUGCUCAGCCAUCCACCUCUCUCCCAAUCCCAUUUCAGCCAAUCACAGCUUUCCCCAGCAUCUUGGUGUUUCGGUCCCAGGAGUCGGCCCAGAACUACAGAGGAAUGCUGGGAAGCGUGGCGCUUCAUCGCUUCAUCAUGCUAUGUUGUGCUGCUUCUCCUGUGCUACUGUCCACCCAGGAAGAAGUAACAUCUUUUCUUCAGGAAGUGCCUCACCCUGAGCUAGCAGGCUACAAGCUUGACAGGGUCCUGGGACUGUUUAAAGCACAAACACAUGCAGGAGUGUUGGUGUUUACUGAAGCUGCAAAGUCCUUGAGAGGAGAGGUUCUGACUGGACUGCUGACAGAUGGGCUGGCAGAGAAAUGGGCUGCAGACCACAUGGUGGACCUUCCUGCAGUGCUGGCGUUUCCAUCUUGGAGAACGGACUCUCAUCCCACCACGCUGCCUGUGCCCUCCUCUGCUGAAGUGCUGCUCACACAUAUUAACACUGCUCUGCUCCAUUCAAUGCCUGAACUGACAGUGGAAAAUUUGCCGUCCUUCCUCUCUCUGGGAAAAGCCUUACUCCUCCUUUUUGUGGGAGAGGAGGAGGACGAGAUUGGGCGGAGGCAGAACCAGGUGCUGGUGGAGGAAAUGAGACGAGUGGUAGAGUCGGGAGGGGGGAGGAUGGAUCAGUACCUGGCCUGUUGGAUCCACCUCGGCCGUACUCCAGCUGGUAUGUCUGUCCUGGGGUCAUACCUGGGUUCUAUGCCCCCCCUCCCUGCUCUGGUCCUCACACAUUUGCCUUCUGGAGGUGAGAUCUAUCAGUACCCCCCCACCACACACAUCACGGCCCCCUCUGUCCUGCAGUGGCUGCAGAGGAUCGAGUAUGGGACUGAAUCACCAGCAGGGAUGUUGGGUGAGGACAGCUGGCCGCCUGCUGUCGACUUCUACGACUUCCUGAAAAUUAUGGACAUACAGAAACCCAGGUCUGCCCAGCAGCAAACUCCUGAGGAGGAGGAGGAGGAAGAGGUGAAUGUGGAAGAUGAUGUGGUGGUAGAAGAAGCAACAGAUUCCUCCUCCGGCUCUCCUUCUCCUGACACUCACUCUGAACUGUAACAGAACAAGGUGACAGGACAGUGACACCAAACCACUGAUUAAACCUGUUUGUGCAUUGUAUUGUAUCAUAUCCAAGGCUUUAGUCUGCUGUUUUUAUCAUAGGAUUAUUGAAUGGUCAGUUAACAUCCUGUUGCAGUUUUGUGACUGAUUCCCUAUAAAUUCUCAUUUUGUCUGUUCACCUACUUUUGCAUAUAUUUUUAAAGAUUUGUUUAAGCCUGUGUCAUCCUGUCGGUCUGUCCUGUUUCUUUCAGUUUAGCUCAGCUGGUAAAAUAAGCCACAGCAGGUGGAAGUGAACCUGAGGGAGGCCCCUGGUUUCAGUUUGUUGAAAUAAUUUAUUUAAAAUGUGGACAAGUGCUUAUUUUUUUCUGAUGAGCUCAACCUUGCCAGUUUCUAUUUUUUUUUCUGGAUUUUAAAAUAAUUUACUAGCCUGUACUCUGUCCAGUUUCUUCUGCUCAUAGCAGUGACAGCUGAUGUCUAGUAUGUCAGCUGUUUGUCUUCUGCAGGUAAAUGGAUUUGCAGCUGGGACUGCAUAUUUUGUCCGCUUCUGAGUUAGACAUUUAUGUUUUCCUCCUUUAUGCCAGUAAGCCUGCCUCAAUCAAAUGAUUUUAACAGCUUUUCCCCUUACGUUAGAUUUGCUGCUGAUUAGCUAUAGCAAUUGCCUUUUAAACAGUACUAUUCUAU
This is a messenger RNA of Monopterus albus (swamp eel), 3483 nucleotides long. RefSeq names its product thioredoxin domain containing 16 (gene txndc16). The coding region runs from base 214 to 2802 and encodes 862 amino acids. The transcript has 20 exons. NCBI's taxonomy places the organism in Eukaryota, Metazoa, Chordata, Actinopteri, Synbranchiformes, Synbranchidae. The record is from RefSeq and is a predicted model, not a curated record.